Triticum aestivum (bread wheat) is the source of this 294-nucleotide messenger RNA. RefSeq lists its product as uncharacterized. The transcript has a single exon. The coding region runs from base 1 to 243 and encodes 80 amino acids. NCBI's taxonomy places the organism in Eukaryota, Viridiplantae, Streptophyta, Magnoliopsida, Poales, Poaceae. The record is from RefSeq and is a predicted model, not a curated record.
AUGGCGUUUCUGGGAGAAUUAUUGCGUGUGACGAGGAGCAUCGGCAGCCGGAAGAUGAUGGAGGGGAAGAGCCAUGACGGGUCGGGGUCGUGGCGGCAGGCACCGGCUCCUGUGAGGCAGCUGUUCUGGAGGGUGAGGCGCGCCAUGCUGCGGCCGAAGCGCCAAGCCGUGAGCUUCGGGUACGACCUCAAGAGCUACUCCCACAACUUCGAUGACGGCAUCGUCCCCGCCCACCGCCUCUAGCUAGCGACACCUGCAGGGUUCUCUUCUUCUUCUUCUUCUUCUUCUUCUUCU